Musa acuminata subsp. malaccensis (wild Malaysian banana) is the source of this 3413-nucleotide messenger RNA. Its product is annotated as type IV inositol polyphosphate 5-phosphatase 3. The record is from RefSeq and is a predicted model, not a curated record. NCBI's taxonomy places the organism in Eukaryota, Viridiplantae, Streptophyta, Magnoliopsida, Zingiberales, Musaceae. Gene Ontology annotation, biological process: phosphatidylinositol dephosphorylation. Gene Ontology annotation, molecular function: phosphatidylinositol-4,5-bisphosphate 5-phosphatase activity; inositol-polyphosphate 5-phosphatase activity; phosphatidylinositol-3,4,5-trisphosphate 5-phosphatase activity.
GAAUCAAUAACUCUGUUCACUAGGUGGUGGAUUACCAUGAUGGAGCAUGCCACGAUGGUGACGUGUGAUAAUUUCUGAGAACAUCUCGCCACCGAAUUCAGCCCCAUCCAUCCAUUACUCGGAGUGGAGAUGAAGGUGGUGGACGCGUACUUCAGGUUAAAGCGAACUGAAUGUGUAGAUGCUUACUUUUUAUGUGCAGUGGAGUAGUUUAGAAUAGGGAAUUCAUCAUCCAUCGCCAACCUGAGACACGCACAGGGCCAUCAUCCAUCAUCUAUAAGCUCCCCUCCCCCCUCCUCACUGACUCUUCUUCGUAUGACCCAUGACAACUUGGUUCCCACCGAGACAGUUGGGGUAUUAGGUUCCAUGGACCGUCGCGUCUAAUUGGCACGGCGUAGAAGAGAGGGGGAAAAGUUGCCACACCGACAACGACCGGCACCGACGUCGGGGCUCCAAAGGUGACCGACCCCCUUCCCAAUUCUCUCUCUAUGGUUCUCAAACUGAGCUAGUCUGCACUUUCUCAUCUCCGAAAGCCAAGCGUGUUGCAGUAACUAAGUUCCUCUCCUGUUACCGUCCCCAUCACGACUUGCAAAUUCUGGCCCUGUCGCAACAACGCCUCUCGAGUUCCGUGUAUUCUUGAACCGCGGCCACGUGAAUGAUGCUUUUAGUAUUAGUAAUUGCGCGUGACUAUGCAUGAAAGAUGGGUUCUCGUUUGUAUCAUGUUGUCUUCAUGUAAAAUUUGCCAUAACCAUGUAGCCAUUUACUGGCACAAGGAUCGGUUUCUCUAUCGCCACCGCCAACGCCGGCAGGUUGGUGAGACGAAUAAAGACCUUGAGCGUUGGGUUUGGCGUUUUCUAGCAAGCAGAUCGGUUUCUCUACCGCCGCUUCCAAUCAAAACAGAGCAUGUAGCUGAGAUGAAUAAGCAGUAGGAGUUUUUUUUUGUUCUUCUUCGUUGACCUAUAGCAGUUUUGGAAUCUACACAGCCUACAUGUGUAAUGUGCCGACUCGCCAGAGAGCCAUACGCACCACCGUAGGCAUUUGCCUAUGCAUCGACGGCGACUUCGAGUUAGACUUAUAUAUAGAGUUAAAACAUUUUGAGACCGAGCUUACACCGAUACAAUUAACAGUAAGUCACAACAACGACGCCGCAGCAAAGGGUGCCGCCUUUUCUCGCUCGCUUGCUUCCUCGUUGUUGCUUGAUAAAGCUUUAGCGCUUUCAUUGCUCCUCGACUGGCACCGAUUCCUUUACACAGAAAGGGAGGAGGAGAGAGUGGUGAAGCGGCCAGCCCAGGGGAGUCCGGAAGAUAUGAAUCAGACGCCGAAAAAGCCCGGAGAGGUUUUCUGGCCCAAGAUAGUUCUCAAGAAAUGGCUCAACAUCAGAGCCAACGACUCCGAGUUCAGCGCCGACGAGGGCGGCAACGAAAGCGAUCUUGAAGAGGAUGAAGAGAACUGUGGUUGCGAGGGGAACGAGGAGAGGAGAGCCAGAGGGCUUCAGGCCAAGACAAACGAUGACAACCUAGAGAGCUUCCCAUACAAGCUGAGGAGGAGGAAUUCAGAGACCCUCCGGUCACAGUAUAUAAACACCAAGGAACUCAGGGUCUGCGUCGGGACUUGGAAUGUCGGAGGACAACAUCCACCAGAGGAUCUAGACAUAGCAGAGUGGCUGGACACGGAGGAGCCUGCUGAUAUCUAUGCACUUGGUAUCCAGGAGAUCGUUCCCUUGAAUGCAGGUAAUAUCUUUGGUGCUGAGGACAGCGGGCCGGUUGCAAAAUGGGAACAUCUCAUUCGUAAGACACUAAAUAGGAUUCAACCCAUAAAGCCAAAGUAUAAAUGUUACAGCGAUCCUCCCUCUCCGUCCAGGUUCAAACCAUCAGAAGAUGUUCACUUCACCGUCGAUGAACUACUCUCUGAGACUAAUAGUGACACCGACGAUGACGAUGAAAUUUCCACAAGUUCAGUUGAUUCAAAAGGUCCCGUGGCUUCUUAUCUUGAUCAUGGUGAAUCAAACAUACCACAGGAUCUCGAUCAUGAUAUGCCACCCGCCUUAAAGAGACUUCAAAGGUUGAAUCAUUUUACUUCAUUUGAUUACGAUGUGAACUCAGCAGCCACAACAAUUCAGGAAAAGAAGCUACUGAGGACCCUCAGCACUUCAGAGAGGAUCGGGUUGAUUUGGCCAGAACAGCCACUAGACUUGUUAGCCAAGCAUGCUUUAAGUAAUUCAACUUCCUUUAGGUCAAUUAGGUCUUUCAGAACUUACAAUUCAUUCAAGCCUGUGCACAGUAAGCUCAAGGAUUCAUCGGAGGUUGGCCUGAAUGUUAUUGGCUUCAAAAAGAAAAGGCUGGCUUUUGUGAGGAUAAUAAGUAAACAAAUGGUUGGAAUUUACCUUUCAAUAUGGGUUCGCCGCAGUGUGAGAAACCACAUCCAAAACUUGAAGGUAUCUACCGUCGGUGUGGGUGUCAUGGGUUAUAUCGGCAACAAAGGUUCGAUAUCGGUCAGCAUGUCCAUAUAUCAGACCCCAUUUUGCUUCGUGUGUAGCCACCUAUCUUCGGGCGAAAAAAGCGGGGAUGAACUUCGAAGAAAUUCAGAUGUGCAAGAAAUUCAUCGCAGAACCCAGUUUAGUACGGUUGCCGGCGGUGCAGGAUUGCCGAAAACAAUCCAUGAUCAUGAAAGAAUUUUCUGGCUUGGCGAUCUAAACUAUCGCAUAGAUUUGUCACCGGAAAAGACACAUGAACUCAUCGCCGGCAGAAAUUGGACUCUGCUGGCAGAGAGAGACCAGCUAAAACGGGAGCUCAAGAAAGGACGUGCCUUUGAUGGUUGGUCAGAGGGUGUCAUGAACUUUCCUCCCACCUACAAGUAUGCGUUCAACUCGACAAACUAUGUGGGAGAUGACCAGAAGGGGGGGAGGAGAAAUCCCGCGUGGUGCGAUCGCAUCCUGUCGUUUGGAAAGGGUGUGAGGCUUCUGGACUACAAAAGAGCUGAGCUGAAGCUUUCCGAUCAUCGUCCUGUCACCGCCGUUUUCAUGGCCGAGGUCGAGGUAUUCUGUCAUAGAAAACUUCAGAAGGCGUUAACCUUGACAGACGCGGAGGUGGAAGAUGGAGGGACCAUGCCGGAUGUGGACUUCACCCUGGAGAUGGGCCUCGGAGAUGAUAUCUCCGGAUGGCUGCGGUAGACCGGCGAGUUUCAGCGACGUGCGGCUUCUUUGGCUCUCGGCCGUCGUCGACCCCUACGGUGCGCGUGCGCGCGCUGUUAUAAAUAGAUAUAUGUGGUAUCUGUCGUAUGGUGUGUGAUGUAACUCCUUACCGAAGUUAAAUGAUUUUUCUUUUUCUUCUCCUUGUUGUUGGUCGAACGAGGGAUUGUUGUUAGGUUUGUGAUGCGACUUUGAUGUUCUACAUGAAUGAGAUCGGGUUGGUUAUAGA